Messenger RNA from Penicillium salamii, 420 nucleotides. The record is from the annotation of a GenBank genome assembly. NCBI's taxonomy places the organism in Eukaryota, Fungi, Ascomycota, Eurotiomycetes, Eurotiales, Aspergillaceae.
AUGGCGACCAAGAUAUUCGCAGAUGGCCCAUCUGAUACCCUCGGGCGCUCUUUCAACUAUGCUAUUGUCGACAAGUCGGGCCCCGAACCACACCGGGUCAUUGGAUCCCUCAGCAUCAACCAGGUAGCCCCGUAUCCUGAGAUCGGAUAUGCAGUACACCCUGACUCAUGGGGAAAAGGCAUGGCAACCGAAGCUUUGCAAUUGAUGCUCAAGAUGUGGUGGGCCUUGCCACGUCGGACUCUGUGUGAAAAUGAUAUCCCGCCCAAUGGGAUUGAGAGGGUUUUUGCUCUUUGCGAAAAGAAGAACGGCGCAAGCUGUCGAGUACUUGAGAAAUGCGGCUUCAAGGUCAUUGGUGACUACUGCUACGGGGAAGAUGAGCUUUUCGUCUUUGCGUUAGAAAAGCCGCUCUGUCCGAAUUAA